AUGACUCAAUAAAUAAAUAAAAACAUUUUUAAAGAAUAAUUAACUUUUUAAUUAAGCUCAUUUAUUUUCAUUUAGUAACUUUUAAUAAUUUUUGAUUUAAAAAUUUUUGAAAUCUAUCUAUCUAUCUAUUCAUUAAUUAAAAAAAGCGAAAACAAACUUACAUAUUUAGAUAUGAGAUUUUUGAGGAAAGCCUUAGAUUAAAUUAAAAACCUAAAUAGAUUAGAACUUGAUUUAAGGAAAAACAAAAUCUCAAGGAGUAGCUUUUUUGAGUUAGUUUACGGAUUAAAUAAUUUCACUAAACUUUAAUAUUUCACUAUUGAUUUGAGCACACAAGAUUUAUCAACUAAGCAAAUUAACAUUUAUAAUUAAAUAUAAAGUUUAGCAAAAUUAUAACAGCUUUCCUACUUUAACUUUAAAAUUGAGUAAAUUAAUUUAUUUUACACAUUAUUAUUUUGCUAAAUUAGUUAACUUACUUUUUAUUAUUAAAAAAAAGCUUAUUAAGCUAUGAUCUUUAUUAAAAAUUAACUCAUUUUAUUAUUAACUUAAAACAUAUUAAUUAUAUUGUGA
Tetrahymena thermophila SB210 is the source of this 567-nucleotide messenger RNA. Its product is annotated as transmembrane protein, putative. The record is from RefSeq and is a predicted model, not a curated record. The transcript is spliced from 3 exons. Lineage: Eukaryota; Ciliophora; Oligohymenophorea; Hymenostomatida; Tetrahymenidae.